Ceraceosorus guamensis is the source of this 1556-nucleotide messenger RNA. RefSeq lists its product as hypothetical. NCBI's taxonomy places the organism in Eukaryota, Fungi, Basidiomycota, Exobasidiomycetes, Ceraceosorales, Ceraceosoraceae. The record is from RefSeq and is a predicted model, not a curated record. The transcript is spliced from 4 exons. Bases 227 to 1429 code for a protein of 400 amino acids. Gene Ontology annotation, molecular function: translation initiation factor activity; metallopeptidase activity; protein binding. Gene Ontology annotation, cellular component: cytoplasm; eukaryotic 43S preinitiation complex; eukaryotic translation initiation factor 3 complex.
AAAUUUACACAAGCUCGCAAUCAAAAUAAAAAAUGGCUUUUCAGAUGAGGAGUACAUAGAUGUGUGCGUGGGUGCGAAGGUGACGUUAAGCGUGGCACUCAAAGACUUUGAGAUCUUCUUUCAGGGACUGCCUCUCGCUCAGCCAAAACACCAUUCACGAUUGGCAGAGCAUCGCUGACCAUCGCCACCGCGAGCGCACCGCACCUCUCCCAGACGCACACUCAACAUGUCACAGCGACAAAUCCCAGGCCCUCAGCCGCGCGACGUGCCUAGAAAUGCUCCUUCUGCGUUUGGGAGGAGCGCAGCGGCGGCGGCAGCAGCGGCUGGUGCUUCACGAUUCUCCGACAAGGACUUGGCCGCUCUCGACGGCGAGACGGAGCACAUCACCUCUGUCCGUCUGGACGGCCUAGCUCUCACAAAGAUUGUCAAACACAGCAAGGACGCUCAUCCCCACCAAGCUGCUGGAGCGCUGUUGGGUCUUGAUAUUGGCGGCGCCCUUGAGGUUUCUAACGCUUUCCCUUUGCCUGCUUCUUCGCUCAAGAGUUCGGGCGGCGAUGAUGAGGACAUCGAGAAGAGCGCAAAGAGCGCCGCUCGCUACACCGCAUCCAUGGUCAAGCUUAUGAGGGACGUAAAUGCGGACGCAAAUCCGGUAGGCCUGUAUCAGAGCUGCUUCUUGGGCAGCUUCCUGCAGACGCCCAUCGUCGAGGGUCUGUUCUCCGUUGCUGGAUUGCUCGAGCGUGAAGGACCUCACGGAAGAGGCAAGGGAGUGCUCGUCGUUCACGACCUGGCGCAGUCCGCUCAAGGCAAUACUGUGGUGAAGGCUUACCGCCUCGCCCCUUCGUUCAUUGAGGCGCAUCGCAAAAAUGCUUUCACAGCUAGCGGUCUCAUCGAGCACCGCCUUACCUUCUCAAACAUUCUCACCGAAAUCCCAGUCUCUUUGCACAACACUGCGAUGCUUUCCUCCUUGCUGUCUACUCUCUCGACGCCAGCUGCGCCUACGCCGGGCUCUCUCGAAAGCUCCGCCGCGUACCAGCUCGCACACCCGCCCACAGCAGCCAUCAGCUCGCCUCACACAUUGCUGGCUCUCACGCAUACACCCGUACUUUCCUCGGCGCUCGAGUCCACUCUGGAAGCUCUGGACGACUACGCUGCAGAGAAUGGCAAUGUGGGCUAUCAGAGCCGGCAGCUGGCUCGAGAGAAAGCCAGACUGGAGUCGCAGAUUGCCAGAAAGCAAGCAGAGAAUGUGACUAGAGAAGCGCAGGGAUUGGCGCCUCUGCCCAUCGAGGAGAAGCUCAAGCUUGGGAAUGAACCGAGCAGGUUGGAGAGCACCAUGCUGCUGGGUCAGCUCGACGACAAGGCGCGCAGGCUAGCCGAGAUUUGCGCCACUACCGCCGUGCAGCUCAACGCAAGCCGAACCGGUGCCAUCUAGAAAAGCGAGGGACAGCGCCUCUCUACGCCAGACUCUCAGCAUUUGCCCAAAAUUGCCACAGUCCCGAUCGGACCACUUGUACUCUUGUCACGGCUUUGCGAAACGAACAUGAUUCUGCCUUUUUCCC